UCAGUAACAGUUCAUUGUAAUGUCAGUGCGGUCCAGUUUACAGGCUGGAGCAGCAGCGGCAGCCCGCAUUUCCCUGAAGUAUUCCAUGAUUUCCACUCUUUGCAAACUUUAUCAUCCUUUCAGGCAGAAAGUCAGGAGGCUGAUUUCUACUCGCCUUUCUCCUAGAGACCAGUAUGCAGAGCAAGCAUGCAGUCACAAGUGCCCCCCUUUCUUGGUGGUUUCUUCUGUUCUGCACGCUUGUCGGGAGGUCCCACCCUGAAGAAGACAUCAUAGUCACAACCAAGACCGGCAAAGUCAGAGGCACGAACUUACCAGUUCUGGGCGGCACCGUCACCGCCUUCCUUGGGAUUCCCUACGCGCAGCCUCCUGUCGGUAGACUUCGAUUUCGAAGGCCACAGCCCCUGAACAAGUGGUCUGGAGUUUGGAAUGCUACAAAAUAUGCAAAUUCUUGCCAUCAAAACAUAGACCAAAGCUUCCCAGGCUUCCAUGGAUCAGAGAUGUGGAAUCCAAACACAGCCCUCAGCGAAGACUGUUUAUAUCUUAAUGUGUGGAUUCCAGCGCCAAAGCCAAAAAAUGCGACUGUAAUGAUAUGGAUCUAUGGCGGAGGCUUUCAGACUGGGACAUCCUCUUUGCAUGUUUAUGAUGGAAAGUUUCUGGCUAGGGUUGAGAGAGUGAUCGUAGUUUCCAUGAACUACAGGGUGGGUGCCCUAGGAUUCUUAGCUCUACCAGGAAAUCCCGAGGCUCCAGGAAACUUGGGUUUGUUUGACCAACAGCUGGCACUGCAGUGGGUCCAAAGCAACAUAGCAGCCUUCGGUGGGAGCCCUGCGAGCGUGACCCUCUUUGGAGAGAGUGCAGGGGCAGCUUCGGUUGGGCUUCAUUUGCUUUCGUCUAAGAGCUACCCUCUCUUCACCAGAGCCAUUUUGCAAAGCGGGUCCCCUAGCGCGCCUUGGGCAGUAAUGCCUCCUUCGGAAGCCAGGAACAGAACACUGAUGUUGGCUCAAUUUACUGGCUGUUCUAAAGACAAUGAGACUGAGAUGAUAAAAUGCCUUCAAACCAAAGAUCCCCAGGAAAUUCUCCUCAAUGAAGUAUUUGUUCUCCCUUACGAUACUCUCCUGUCAGUAAAUUUUGGGCCAACUGUAGAUGGUGAUUUUCUCCCUGACAUGCCAGAGACUUUACUCCGGCUGGGACAGUUUAAAAAAACCCAGGUCUUGGUGGGUGUGAAUAAAGACGAAGGCACGGCUUUCCUAGUAUACGGUGCUCCUGGUUUCAGCAAGGAUAACAGCAGUAUCAUAACUAGAAGGGAAUUUCAGGAAGGCUUAAAAAUAUGCUUUCCGGGAGUGAGUGCCUUUGGGAGGGAGGCGGUCCUCUUCCACUACGCAGACUGGCGGGAUGACCAGAGACCUGAGAGCUACCGAGAGGCUUUGGAUGAUGUUGUGGGGGACUACAAUUUCAUAUGCCCUGCGCUGGAGUUUGCCAAAGCCUUCUCUGAUUUGGGAAAUCACGUCUUCUUCUACUAUUUUGAACACCAGUCCUCCAAACUUCCGUGGCCCGAAUGGAUGGGUGUGAUGCAUGGCUACGAAAUUGAAUUUGUCUUCGGCUUACCUCUGGAAAGAAAAGUCAAUUACACCAAGGCCGAAGAAAUUUUGAGUAGAUCCAUAAUGAAACACUGGGCAAAUUUUGCAAAGUAUGGACACCCAAAUGGUACCCAGAGAAAUAGCACCGGAUGGCCGGUCUUCAAAAGCACUGGACAAAAAUACCUGACCUUGAACACAGAAUCACCAAGAACAUACACUAAACUACGUGCCCAACAAUGCCGAUUUUGGACACUAUUUUUUCCCAAAGUUUUGGAAAUGACAGGAAAUAUUGAUGAGGCCGAGCAAGAGUGGAGAGCAGGAUUCCAUCGCUGGAACAGUUACAUGAUGGAUUGGAAGAAUCAAUUCAACGAUUACACCCGCAAGAGAGAGAGCUGCAUGGGUCUCUAAUUAAUAGAUUUGCCCUUUAUAUAGAAUGUUCAUUUUCUUAUAGAUGAAGGUAAAAAUAUUAGUAGCUCUCUAUACACCUUCAAAGAAAGCUAUUAUAUAGCUGUAACAAAAAUGCCAGCAGGGUAAUAUCGAUUCUGCACAUUUUUCAUUCAGUAUUUUACCUAGCAUUUCAAAAUCCAAAGAGCUAGACCAUGUUUAAUUAAAUUUCACCAUAUAAAAUUUGACAAUUAAUUAUAUGCAUACUAAAAUGAUGUGCUACUUCUCUUUCCUGAAUAAUUUUAUUUCUUCCCUAAAAUAUAUGUAUUCUAUUUUCAGUCAUGUCUGUAUUUUCAUUGACAUUCAUAUAAAGGUAUGUUUUUAAAAUGAACUAUAUCUUGAAACACUGGAUCCUAUACAAUAUGAUUUCUUCUAAUUAAUUUAUCAAAUUAACAUCAGUAUGUGAUAUGGAAACACACACAAGAGUAAUAGUCCUUGUUUUUUAUGUAAGGGCAAGAGGGAAUAUUCAAAUUAGAGGCUCAGUCUUUAGGAGGCAUCUUCUAGAAACAAACCACUACUACCAAUAGACACAAUCAAGGAAGUUCUGCACAGAAUUCAAAACCGAACUUUCCGGUUACCCAAGGUGAGAAAAUUAGCUCAUAAAAUCACUUGAAGUAGGGUACAGGUGUCGCACUCACAUUAGGUUUGCUGUUCUAACUGUUGCUCUCACGAAGCAUACGUUCAAGGGUCUUCAGUGCUGUAGAUAAUGAGGUCCCGUGUCAUAUGUCUGAGGAAUCUGUAUCAAAACAGGACCCGACUUACCCAGAGAAGCAUGCUGGAGCCCUGAAAGCACGCCGGUGGCACCACGGCGGUGGCGUAGAAUGGGCAGCUUGAGCAUUUGUCCGCUCUUUGCCGUUGUUCCUUGUUGGAAAGAAGGAAGGGCUGUAAAGCAAUAAUACCUCUUUACUAGCAGCACUCCUCAAAGCUGGCUUGGCUUUUAUCACAGCAAUCUCUGCCCUACCGUGAACGCUCUCACUCUUUGUGUGAUGACCGUUGAAAAAGAUGUUUCCAUGUUCGAUUCUAACUCAGGGACCUCGAUACAAGGGAGAAACGUGUAUAGAGAGACAGAAGUGAGUGUUCCAGACUUCUUAGACAUGUCCACAUCAACAGGCUCGAAAGUGAAAAAAAGAGUUUGGUCAGUUAAAAAACUGGCAAUGUGCAGAUAUUAAAAUUCCAAGACAGUGUGAAGUCCUCUCCAGCUGACAGAGUACAGAGUGGUGGAAUCACCACAUAAAUGUAAAAACCUAUAGAAGCUAUCACUGGAUUUGGAUAAAAGGUUCAGUACAUGUCUCAAAAGUAGGACAAGUAAUUGUGUCUCAAGUUCCAACAGGAGUACAAUAAAUGCAACUACUAUCAAGAAAUUAGUUCCAUCAAUUAUUUGCAUACUGAGAAACAGUUAUGUUUGAUGUUUUGAUUCUAAAAAUGUGUAUGAGGGUUAACAAGUCAUUUACCUCAAAAAUAGCAUAGUAACUAAUUUUAAUUUUUCCAGAAAUUAGCUGCUGAAUAUUGCAAGCACAAAGAAUAAAAAAUUUUAAAUAAAAUUAUUUCUAGUCAAAGUGAAAAUAAAUUUCAGGAGCAUCUUCACAUAAUUUCAGCUGUGACCUAUUCAGCAAAUAUCCCAAUAAAUGAAUCCUAUGUACAUUGCUGAAGAAUGUGAUAAACCCAAGAUGCAUGAGCUUCCUGUCGCAUGAUAUCAUAGUGAUUUCAACAAAAAUAUUUCCUUUAUGAGUUUAUUUAAAAUGAAGGUGUUCAGUAGAAAGAAUUUUAAGUUUUUUACUAAAUUUACAUAAGAUAAAUAUAAACUUAAUGUACCAUUUCUCAGCUUUCAGACUGUCAGAAAAUAAAGAUCAUCAGGUUUGAAAA
Molecule: messenger RNA, 3881 nt
Organism: Chinchilla lanigera (long-tailed chinchilla)
Lineage: Eukaryota; Metazoa; Chordata; Mammalia; Rodentia; Chinchillidae
Gene: Bche
Product: butyrylcholinesterase
Exons: 4
Coding region: 174-1982 (602 amino acids)
Biological process (GO): acetylcholine catabolic process; choline metabolic process
Cellular component (GO): plasma membrane
Molecular function (GO): acetylcholinesterase activity
Source: RefSeq, a predicted model, not a curated record